AUGCCCUACACACCAUCAGGCUUUUUCUGUGACCGGCUAAUCCGGGAAAGAGAGAGAAAGGAUGGAGAAGGAUCUGUGAAAAAACCUCUUCGAUUCAGUGGCCAGGACUUUAACACCCUGAAACAGAAUUGUCUUCAGAAAAAGGUGCUAUUUGAGGAUGACACCUUCCCAGCCACUGUGGAGUCCCUGGGUUACAAGGAACUGGGCCCCAAGUCCAACAAGGUCAAAAACAUUGUCUGGAAAAGACCCAAGGAUAUUUGUGAUAAUCCACAGUUCAUUGUUGGAGGUGCCAGCAGAACAGACAUCUGUCAGGGAGACUUGGGAGACUGCUGGUUGCUUGCUGCCAUUGCUUGUCUUACACUGAACGAUAAGUUACUGCAUCGGGUUGUUCCUCAAGAGCAGAGUUUUUCUGACAAUUAUGCAGGAAUCUUUCAUUUUCAGUUCUGGCGUUACGGUGACUGGGUGGAUGUUGUGGUUGAUGAUCGGAUCCCUACCAUCAAUAACCAGCUGGUGUUCACCAAGUCUGCUGAGAGGAAUGAGUUCUGGAGUGUUCUUUUUGAGAAAGCAUAUGCCAAGCUGCAUGGUUCUUAUGAGGCUCUGAAAGGUGGAAACACCGCUGAGGGGAUGGAAGACUUCACUGGAGGAGUAACUGAGUUCUAUGAACUGAAGGAGGCCCCCAAAGAGCUUUACAAAAUCAUGAAGAAGGCCUUGGCGCGAGGCUCCCUCAUGGGUUGCUCUAUUGAUGUCUUGGUCCCAGCCCACCUGGAGACUCGCACUGCAACUGGGCUAGUGAAAGGUCAUGCCUAUUCUGUAACUGCUGUGGACGAGUGUAAACAGAGCACACAAAAAGAAUCUCAUGUGCGUCUGGUGCGUCUCCGUAAUCCAUGGGGCCAAGUGGAGUGGAACGGACCUUGGAGUGAUAAUUCAAAGGAGUGGGCUACCAUCUCGAAGAAAGAGAAAGAAAAACUGCAUCAACAGAAUGCAGAAGAUGGAGAGUUUUGGAUGUCCUUUGCUGAUUUCAUGAAAAACUACACCAAGCUAGAAAUAUGCAACCUGACCCCUGAUGCACUAGAUAAUGAUAAACUCCACAAGUGGACGGUGUCUGUGAAUGAAGGCUGCUGGGUAAAAGGCUGCUCUGCUGGAGGCUGCAGGAAUUAUGUGGACACCUUUUGGACAAACCCACAGUAUCGUCUUCGUCUCCUUGAGGAGGAUGACGACCUAGACAACAGUGAGGCGGUCUGCUCCUUUGUGGUGGCUCUUAUGCAGAAAAAUAGAAGAAAAGAACGCAAAAUGGGUGCCAGUUUAUUCACUAUUGGAUUUUCUAUCUAUGAGGUGCCAAAGGAGAUGCAUGGUAACAAGCAGCACAUGCAGAAGGAAUUCUUCAUCCUGAACUCGACCAAGGCUCGCUGCAAGGCCUACAUUAACUUGCGGGAAGUGACUCAACGCUUCAGGCUGAGCCCUGGGGAGUAUAUCAUUGUGCCUUCCACCUAUGAGCCCCACCAGGAAGGCGAGUUUCUCCUCCGUGUCUUCUCUGAAAAGAAGAACCUCUCUGAUGACAUAGAGAACAGGAUCGAGGCUGACCAUCCAGUGCCGGCUCCGGCUUCAGCAGGGGAAGAGACUGAGGAGGACCAGCAGUUCCGCACAAUUUUUCAGCAGAUAGCUGGGAAUGUGAGUACUAGAGAGCCAGAGAGCACGGGGGUUGGGGGGACGACAAUGGAGAUCUCAGCCAAUGAGCUGAGAACUGUCCUGAACAGGGUGUUGGCUGAGCACAGGGACAUGAUGAAAGAGAGCUUCAGUCUAGAGAGCUGCCGUAGCAUGAUUGCCUUCAUGGAUAUGGAUGGAACAGGCAGACUUAAUCUACAAGAGUUUAGACAGUUGUGGAAUAAAAUCAAACAGUGGCAGGAAAUUUUUAAGCACUAUGACGCUGAGCAGACUGGCUUCAUCAGCAGCUAUGAGAUGAGGAAUGCAGUCAGUGAUGCUGGGUUCCAUCUCAACAACCCACUGUACAACGUUAUCACAAUGCGUUAUGCCAAUGAGAACAUGAACAUCGACUUUGACAGCUUUGUCAGCUGUCUUGUGCGUUUGGAGGGGAUGUUCAGAGCUUUCCAGGCCUUUGAUCAGGAUGGAGACGGCACCAUCAGGCUGUCUGUACUGGAGUGGCUCCAGUUGACUCUUUAUGCCUAAACACACUCAGGAUCCAGAUGAACUCAAAGAACAGGACCAGAACCACCAGCCUUUACCUCAAAUUCAGUGUGCCAAACCUCCGCCACUUCUCCCGUUGUAUUUUUAGCCUUGAUAUAGCACAACUGUUUACAAUCUUCACAGUUACGACUAAAC
This is a messenger RNA of Neoarius graeffei (lesser salmon catfish), 2337 nucleotides long. RefSeq names its product calpain 3a, (p94) (gene capn3a). Gene Ontology annotation, cellular component: cytoplasm. Lineage: Eukaryota; Metazoa; Chordata; Actinopteri; Siluriformes; Ariidae. Bases 1 to 2184 code for a protein of 727 amino acids. The transcript is spliced from 21 exons. The record is from RefSeq and is a predicted model, not a curated record. Gene Ontology annotation, biological process: negative regulation of apoptotic process; proteolysis. Gene Ontology annotation, molecular function: calcium-dependent cysteine-type endopeptidase activity; calcium ion binding.